Messenger RNA from Adineta steineri, 3018 nucleotides. NCBI's taxonomy places the organism in Eukaryota, Metazoa, Rotifera, Eurotatoria, Adinetida, Adinetidae. The record is from the annotation of a GenBank genome assembly.
AUGUCAACAAGUAUUGCACAAAUCAAUUUGACAUCAAAAUCUGUUUUUGAAACAACUACUAAUAGCAUUUCUCAAACAAAAAAUACAUUUACAACAAUAAAUACGGAUAUACCUCAACUACCAGUAAUUUCAUAUAAUCUACCAAAAUUCUGUCCAAAUGCAACAUGGGAACAAACUAGAAACAUAUUUGCAAAUGAUAGUGUACUUGGUAAUUUUACAUAUGAUUUUUUCAUCGACAGAAAUAAUACCGUUUACAUAGCGGCAUUUGAUAUGAAUCAAAUUGUAAUAUUUCAUGAAGAAAAUGAUACACCAAUGAUACUUAUGAAUGAAGAUUUAACUAAGCCACAUUCAUUAUUUGUUAUGACUAAUAAUGAUAUUUAUGUGACAUAUGACACAGAUUCCUCUAAUAUCUAUCACUGGACAUCAGUUAAUUGGACUAAUGGUGGUACUUAUGGGGCGUAUGAUACAAAUCCCCCUAAUAUCUAUCACUGGACAAAUCAAGGAAUCCCAAUAACUCCAUCGAAAACAUGCGGGGCAUUAUUUAUGGAUAUUAAUUAUAAUAUUUAUUGCUCUUUGUAUUAUACACAUCAGAUUAUGAAGUAUCCAUCUAGUAGUAGUACAAAUAACAGCGGUAUACGUGCUGCAGGAAAUGGGUCAUCUGGAAAUUUAUCAAAUCUUCUUACAAAUCCAAUGGGAAUUUUUGUUGAUACGAAUUUUAAUUUAUAUGUGGCAGACAGCGGUAAUAACAGAAUACAACUUUUCAAGCCCGGAGACACGAAUGGAAUCACCGUCGUAGGAUCUGUAUCAUCAUCCAAUUUUGUACUUCAUAAACCAACGAGUGUAAUUCUUGAUGGAAAUGGCUAUUUAUUUAUCGUAGAUAGUAACAAUAAUCGUAUUAUCAUGUCAGGACUUUUGUAUACUCGAUGUAUUAUUGGAUGUGAAGAUGGUCUGUCAUUUUCUCCAUACUUUAUACGUUUCGACAGUUAUGGAAACAUUUAUGCCAGUGCUUUCAAUAGUAGUCACAUUCAAAAAUUUACAUUAAUAACAGAUUUAUGUGAUUUCGAUCGAUCAACAAUUGCACAUACUGGAACUACGAAUACUCAAAUACAAUAUAAUACAAAUUCAACUGCAAAACCCAAUUCAAUAACAACAUUGACUAAUGCUGUAUCUCAAUACACUACAGAACAAGAUAAAUUAACAACAUUUUCACAAACUUCAUAUAAACAAAUAACAAAUACAACAAUGUCAAAUCUUCAAAGUCUUAUUUUGUCAACAAUAUCACCCAACUCUAGUUUAAUACAAAAUGCAACAACAUCAAUACAUCAUGAUUUUACCGAUUCAACGACAUUAUCUACUCAAACUAUGAAUUACACAAUAAUACAAAAUGAAACAUCUUCAAUGGCAAAUGAUUUUACAACAAUACAAUAUGAUGAAAGUUUAAUAGAAAAUACGAUGACAACAACAGAGACUGAUAUAUCUACAAUGGCAGACGAUAGUACAACAAUAGAAUAUGAUGAAAGUUCAAGAGAAAAUAAUAUGACAACAGCAGAAACUGAUAUAUCUCCAAUGGCAAACGAUAUUACAACAAUACAAUAUGAUGAGAGUUUAAUAGAAAAUACUAUGACAACAGCAGAAGCUGAUAUAUCUCCAAUGGCAGACGAUAUUAUAACAACACAAUAUGAUGAAAGUUUAAUAGAAAAUACUAUGACAACAGCAGAAAUUGAUAAAUCUACAAUGGCAAAUGAUUUUACAACAACACAAUAUGAUAACACUUUGACAGGAAAUACUAUGACAACAACAAAAGCCGAUAAAUCUACAAUUGCAAACCAUAUUACAACAAUACAAUAUAAUAAAACUUCGAUAGAAAAUACUUUGACAACAAGAAAAACUGAUAUAUCUACAAUGGCAAACGAUAUUAUAACAAUACAAUAUGAUAAAACUUCGAUAGAAAAUAUUAUGACAACAACAAAAGCCGAUAAAUCUACAAUUGCAAACGAUAUUACAACAACACAAUAUGGUAAAAUUUCGAUAGAAAAUACUUUGACAACAAGAAAAACUGAUAUAUCUUCAAUGGCCAAUGAUAUUACACUAACACAAUAUGAUAGCACUUUGAUAGAAAAUACUAUGACAACAAGAAAAACUGAUAUAUCUCCAAUGGCAAACCAUAUUACAACAGCACACUAUGAUAAAAGUUUGAUAGCAAAUAAUAUGACAACAGCAGAAACUGCUAUAUCUACAAUGGUAGAUACUAUUCACACAAUAAAACCAAUAUCUUCAAUUUUUCAACCUUUUAUUGCAAAUAUUUGUCAAAAUUCAUCUCGAAUUGGCUUCUUUUGUAAUAUUUCAUCUACUACAUGUGAUUUAUUAAAUCCAUGUCAAAAUAUGGGCACUUGUUCAAAUAAUCAUAGCGUACCACUAGGUUAUACAUGUGCAUGUCAACCAGGUUUUAAUGGCACAAACUGUCAACUUGAUAUUCGACUUUGUAAACCUACAACAUGUUGGAAUAAUGGUAUCUAUUUUCUUUCAUAUCUAUCAUUUACAAAAUUUUCUAUUCUAGGUAAUUGUUCUAUAUCAUUCGGAAACAAUUCUUUAUGUUCGUGUACUUAUGGAUGGGAAGGUCUUUAUUGUCAAAAUAAAGUUAAUUACUGUCAAAAUGUAACAUGUUUAAACAACGGCAUUUGUCAAUCAUUAUUUCUCGGUUAUAAAUGUGAAUGUAUAUCUACAUUUUAUACAGGUUCACAUUGUGAAUUUAUUGAUGAAUCACUUAUAAUCAAACAAUACGUUUCAAAAUCAUUUGCAUCUAUUGCAAUCAUUGCUAUUAGUACUGUCGCUAUAUCUAUCAUUGUACUUGAUAUAAUGACAUAUAUUUUUCAUAUUGAUGUCACUCGACAUUAUCGUGACCAAUGGCUACGAAAACGAGCUCUUGAAAAACAAAAAUCAAAAAUACCGAUGCCACGUCGUAUGGCUUAUCGAUUUAUAUAUAUUCAUCACCCAUCAUUAGCUGAACACUCUGUUUGA